Messenger RNA from Psylliodes chrysocephalus, 459 nucleotides. Lineage: Eukaryota; Metazoa; Arthropoda; Insecta; Coleoptera; Chrysomelidae. The record is from the annotation of a GenBank genome assembly.
GAUAGCAAAUAUAAAAUAUAGUAACACAAAAAUAAGAAGAGUUUUAAAAAGGUAUUUGCAGUGAUACACAGUUUUAAAACAAGUGGUAGGAUAUGGAGUUUGGAAAAAGUGAAAGAAAUGGAAGAACAAUUUAGCAAGAAGUUGAAUGAACGAACAGGUAAAUCCAAUAAGUAUAGAAAGAAUGUUGGAAAAGAGAUAAAUAAAAUGUUAGAUGAGGGAAUCAUUAAAAGAAGAAACGCACAGUAUGUGAGUCCGAGAGUAGUUGUACAGAAGCCAAAUAAGGUUCGGUGACCAAAGAGGAUAGAUACCUCAAGACAAGGAGCAUACAUCAACAAAGAGGCUAAUAAAGAGGAUACUUCAACAAAGGGGAUACCACAAUAAAGAGGCCAACAAAGAGGAUAGAUACCUAGAAAUGAAGAGACCAACAAAUAGGUAAAGCGGUUAUAACAAGGAUAGAAU